AACGCCCCUACCUAGAAGUAGAAGAUGGACGUCGAACGGAUGUUGGCAUUGCGACUGGCAUAGCUCUCAAUUAGAUUACAGUGCAAGUUUACUCCAAACACGCUGUUAAUAUAAAGCAAAAACAAACUUCUGUUACUGAAUUUUGACAGACCAUUUUCAUUCAUCACCGUCAGUGUCUUUGGUCAACUAGCUAGCUGAUGUUAGCUUGCUUGGUAGCUAACAGUUGCGUUAGCUUAUUUUUACGGGUUUAGCUAGUGAGCUAAACUUGUCAAGAAAUUACAUUAUUUAUUGGCAUAGUGAACGGUAUCUUGUUGGAUUUGCUUACAGCGAAAUAGUUAUCGUUCACGUUUGAACUAUUAACUAGUCUCAGGCGGCCUUUGCAGUCGGCGCAAGCUGGCCAGCGCAGUAACGUUUAGCUACUGUAGUUAGCUAGCUAUGGCUUCCAGGCGAGGAAAUUGUAACAGCGGCAUGGAUUCUCCGUUGAAUAGCAAUAGCACAGCCGGUGGUGCUAAUCGUAAACAAAGUAUAAUCAACGCACCAAACCGAGCUGGGACUGAGUCUUGUGAUCGUAAAGUAGAGAAAGCUGAGUAUGCGCACCAAGCAUGCCAGGGCAACAUGACUAUAUCCUCACUCAAGACACGGUUAGCCCCGACCAUUCGAACCACGUUAUCCGCUGCUGUAGAUACCCUCUUGGGCGAGGUAGUACUUGUGCUCAACGAGACCCAACAAGAGCUGGUUAACAAGGAGCAGGAGAACGAAAGGCUCAAAGUGGAAUUGAGGACGUUGCAGGAAUGUCUUAGCAGCGCCCAAAAGUUAAUUGACCAGUUGCAAAUUCCUUUCCCUGGUGCACAGACCAUGGGUCAGUCAGUUUUCGCCCCCUCUCUCACAUCUAUUGGCUCUAUGAACACAAGUAUGGACAGGGACCGCCAGAGCCACCGUAAUGUCAAUGGCGCGGACGGACGGUGUGUUUCCGGAGUCGACCUAGAGAUGAGUGGCUCUCUCAAUGAGUCUCUGCAUGGGUACGACUCCAGGGAUGACUAUAAAAUGUGUCAGCUCUCUAUCCAACCAGACGGCUCUGUGACCAACCAUUCUAUGGACUCUUAUGCUGCCAACACACCUAACAUCUGCUCUGACCACAGCCGGCCAGAUGAGAGAAGGCAGCAGCAGGGGACACGAGCAGGAGGAACAAGAUUUGAGAUCAAAGAAGAGCAGGGGCCUGGUACAAGUUCAGGUCCAGAGCAGGCUUGCAGGAGAGGGCCAGGGCCGAGGAGCGCCGGGGGUGCUGGCGGCAGUGAGCAGACGGCCCAGAAUGUGGGUGAUCUGGGAUAUAUCCAUGUGGUGGAGCAGGAGGGGUCAUUGCGCUCCGGCAGCUACUCUCUUCGACACCCAAAACCCACGAGGCCACGUACUGCCACUGGUGGUCCGACUCAGGGUGGACUGGCAGGACAGAAAGUGGUGUUGAGGUCUCCUGGAACAGUGGGAAGGGACAGCAUAUCCCCAGGGAGGGCGGGAGAGACAGCAGGACCAUCCACCUCUCCAGGAGAUCCAGAUGCAGAUCGGCCCCACCACUGUCUAGAGUGUGGGAAGACCUUCCGCCUCAUCUCCAGCCUGAAGAAGCACAUCCGCAUCCACACAGGAGAGAAGCCCUACCCGUGUGGGGUGUGUGGCCGCCGCUUCCGUGAGUCAGGGGCCCUGAAAACCCAUCUUCGCAUUCACACAGGCGAGAAGCCCUACUCCUGCUCUGAAUGUCCUAAAAUCUUCCGCCAUUUAGAUGGCCUGCGCAAGCACCAGCGCACCCACACGGGUGACAAGCCCUAUGUGUGUGCCAUCUGUGGCAAGCGUCUGAGCCGACUGCAGCACCUGAAGCACCACCAGCGCAUCCAUACUGGAGAGAAGCCCUGCAUCUGCCCCUUCUGCAACCGCACCUUCAAGGAGCCAGCGGCACUGCGCAAGCAUGUCCGCACUCACCGUGAGGAGUCUGGCAACAUGGAGGCAGGCCUGGGAGAGGAGCCGGACCCAGACGCCCUGGACAACAUCAACAGCCUCCAUCCUGCUGCCCCCUCCCCUCAGAUGAGGUUUGAUGAGUGGGGAGCUGAAGGGGACGAUGUGGACUGUGUGUAGGAUGGCCACAUCCUUCUGCCUUGUGCAUUAGGAAUAUGACAGUAAAGAGUCUUCCUAUUCCAUUACUGUACUGCGUGAGGAAGUCUAAAAUUCCAUCCCUGAGAAACAGGCUAUCUACAUCCUUAGUAUUGUCACUUGACCAGGGUAGCCUAUUCAUUUCAGAGACACUUCCUGUGCCUGUCUGACCCCCUGACAUAUACUUUAGUGCAUUAUAAUCUUAGAAAUGUGAAAGUAGUUUAUAGAAUAUGAAAUGUACCCAUGUCUCAUGUCCCCCUUCUCCCAUGCAACUCCACAAACUACCUGGUGUGUAUCAUCAUUGUCUGCUGGAGAUACUCAUCCUUUAAGGUGCUCGUCAUGUGUAUUUUCAUAUGGAAUGGAGUUAUAUGCAACCAUGUCCAAAGACCAUUUUAUAGAAUUGUAACAAUAGUUAGUUUGCUACUAUUAAUGCCACCGCCAUGGUGACAUUAAACGGAGACUCAGCGAUGUGACGUUACCAUGAACAGCAGUGCAAUAACUUCAGAAAGAGCGCAAUGCCUUGUUAGCAGUGGUGGGGGAAAAGUACCCAAUUGUAAACAUACCUUAACAGACACUGACUCAAGUGAAUGUCACCCAGUAAAAUACUGGAGUAAAAGUCUAAAACUAUUCGGUUUUAAAUAUACUUAAGUAUCAACAGUAAAUGUAAUUGCUAAAAUAUACUUACGUAUCAAUUGUAAAAGUAUAAAUGGUCAAAUUCCGUAUAUUAAGCAAACCAGAUGGCACCAUUUUCAUGUUCUAUUAAUUUAUGGAUUACCAGGGGCACACUCCAACACUCAGACAUCAUUUACAAAUGAAUCAUUUGUGUUUAGUGAGUCCGCCAGGUCAGAGGCAGUAGAGAUGACCAGGGAUGUUCUCCCUGGUCCAUUUUCCUGUCCUGCUAACCAUUCAAAAUGUAACGAGUACUUUUGGGUGUCAGGGAAAAUGUAUGGAGUAAAAAAAUACAUUAUUUUCUUUAGGAAUGUAGCGAAGUAAAAGUGGUCCAGAAUAUGAAUAGUAAACUACAGCUACCCAACAAAAACCUACUUAGGUAAAAAAUACUUUCAAGUAAAACUUAAGUACUUUACACCACUGCUUGUUAGAACCCACCCACACAGAUAUACUGAUAAACAGCUGCAUAUAUUUGUACCAUCCAGGAGUGUGAUAGCUGUGUGGUAAUGCUGACCAGAUGAGCUUCUUCCUACUCUCUUCGUCAGAAGUCGAUAUUUGUAGUCACGUCAUAUUGCUGAAUGUACUUUUAACGAUUAAUGCCACCAUGAAAUGUAAAUAUGUAAUCACUUGCAAUUGUUCUAAUUCUUCCUGUUAUUGAUCGGCCCAUUCAGAGAGAAAGUGGAAACCA
Messenger RNA from Oncorhynchus tshawytscha (Chinook salmon), 3493 nucleotides. Its product is annotated as zinc finger protein 587. Gene Ontology annotation, biological process: regulation of transcription by RNA polymerase II. Gene Ontology annotation, cellular component: nucleus. The transcript is spliced from 2 exons. NCBI's taxonomy places the organism in Eukaryota, Metazoa, Chordata, Actinopteri, Salmoniformes, Salmonidae. Gene Ontology annotation, molecular function: DNA-binding transcription factor activity, RNA polymerase II-specific; RNA polymerase II cis-regulatory region sequence-specific DNA binding. The record is from RefSeq and is a predicted model, not a curated record. Bases 436 to 2121 code for a protein of 561 amino acids.